GACUGUGCUGUGCUGAGGACUGGCCCUGUGGUGCCCGUGCUGACUGUGACAGGUGCCCCUGGACAGGGCAAGAUUUGGUGACCUCACUGACACUGGCAUUAUAUUCUUUGCAGGACAUUACCUGGUUAGCCAAGCCAUGGGACUGGAAUGAGGGACCCUGCCAUGAGGAAGCCAGGGGCUGCACACCUGCCCUAACCUCACUUACCUGGCACUGCCAGGCUCCCAUGGUGAGGUCACUGCCUGAUGUGGGCACUUUACAGUCACCUUCACCUGGCACAUGACAGACUAGUUUUCUGGAGGUCCCCGGUCCCGGAGAGCUGUGCCCUAUCUGAGAUGCCCGCCAUGCAGUGGUAGAAGAGGACAUGCCAUCAGCCCGGGUUUUGGUCCUGGUUGCCUGCUUCUGGCUCCUCCUGGUCCCGGUGAGGUGCUGUGGUCCUGGCCGGGGUCCAGUGGGCCGGCGCCCGUACCGGCGGAAGCUCGUGCCCCUCCGCUACAAACAGUUCGUGCCCAACGUGCCGGAGAAGAUGCUAGGCGCCAGCGGCAAAACGGAGGGCAAAAUCCGGCGCGAUUCGGAGCGGUUCCGGGAGCUGGUUCUGAACUACAACCCGGACAUCAUCUUCAAGGAUGAGGAGAACACCAGUGCGGACCGAGUCAUGACUGAGCGCUGCAAGGACAGAGUGAAUGCAUUGGCUAUCUCUGUGAUGAACAUGUGGCCAGGUGUGAGGUUGCGGGUUACUGAAGGAUGGGAUGAGGAUGGCCACCAUUCCCAUGAUUCCCUGCAUUAUGAAGGACGUGCGCUUGACAUCACAACCUCAGACAGAGACAAAAGCAAAUAUGGCAUGUUGGCCCGCCUUGCAGUUGAAGCUGGCUUUGACUGGGUGUAUUAUGAGUCAAAAGCACACAUUCAUGUCUCUGUGAAAGCAGACAAUUCCUUAGCAGUCCGUUCUGGGGGCUGUUUUCCUGGCACUGCCAUGGUUGACCUAGCUGGUGGUAAAAGAAAACCUCUUUCCGAGCUUCAGCUUGGUGAUAGGAUCCUCACUACUGAUGAGACUGGACAAGUGACAACCACAGAAGUCUUGUUAUUUUUGCACAAAGACUUGGAUAAACUGGCCACCUUUGUUGUUAUUGAAGCUGAAGGACAUCCUUAUAGGCUACGGCUGACACCAAACCAUCUACUUUUUGUAAGCAAAAACCCACUGGCAGCUUUCCUGCCUGUUUAUGCCCAUGAUGUGCAAGUGGGAGACUUUGUUCAAAUUUACAUCAAUGGCACUCAGAUUCUACCGUCUAAAGUGGUGAGUGUGUCUAUACAAGAAGAAACUGGGGUUUUUGCUCCACUGACAGUCCAUGGUACACUACUGGUAGAUGGCAUUCUAACAUCCUGCUAUGCAACUAUUGAAUGGCAUGAUCUAGCACACAUAUCAUUUGCUCCUUUGAGAUUCCUUUACAACAUGUUCUCCAUAUUGCCACAAUUUGUAGACAGUGAUGGAAUUCAUUGGUACUGCCACUUCCUCUAUGUGCUGGCCAAGAAAGUUCUCAGAUGGGAAAUGCCAUGAAGUGCCAUAUGUUAGGUCAGUAAUUUGGAAAUGCUGCUGAAAUAGGGUCUUGUAGACCUACAGUGACUUCUAUCCGGUGCUUCCUGUAUGCUGCAGAAGCUCAACAAUCACAGCACAUACCCCAUGGCUCCAAAGGACCUCAAAUCCCAAAGUGCCUAUACUAUGAAAGCUGGUGAAUAAUGAUCAUGUUGUUCAGAUGGACCAGCAGCAUGUCAAAGGCUCCAUGAAAUUAGCUUAAGAAGCUGCCAAUUCUUUGUGGAUAACUGGUAAUGGUCAUGUGAGAAGAAUAAGAAAACUCAGAGGAUGGUCAAAAAGUAGAUGUUUGAUCAGUAGCGGAGGAGACCAGGUCUCAUUUUGCAAUUACACUUAAAGCUAAUCCAUCCAUACUUGUACAACUUGUUGCAGAUCACAUGGAUAUUCCAUGGUAGAAUCCAGGUAACUAGUGUUGAUUAGUAUACAGAUUUCAUAUGAGUCUCAAAACCCAACUUUAUCUAGCCAGGUUUUAGGUUUUUGCAGCAUCCGCUUAACAGUAAGUACCAUGUAACUGGCCAUAGAUGAGCACUACUAAAGAGAUAACGAUCUACGUAGAACGUCUUCCAUUUUUGACUGGCUUGGCAUGACUUCAUGUAGUUAGCAUUUGUUCCAUCAGAUAUACAUGCAUACAUCUUCAAGUGUGCUCAGCUACAAACCGAAAUCUGUUGAGCCAGAAACAUAGGAGACAACAAAGGCCAUUGUGCACUGAUUAUUUAUUACAUUGAUUUCAGUUAAAGCUAUGAUCUUCCAGUAUCUGUCCUGAGUAAUGGAAGGUUCUCAUAGAACUUGUUUGAAUGCAGGAAUCCGGCUACACUGGGUGCUACAAGGCAAUAAAACACUAUGCUUUUUACUUAAAGGGGUUCUCUGGGAAUGAUUUGAAAUGGCCACCAGCAACCUGUCCUAGAACGUGAGCAGAACUGGUUGCCUCCACUUGCAGAGCUUCCUAGGGGGGUGAGGGGACAGAGCCUCACUAAACACUACAAUGCUCCACAACAGAUUGUAAUGAUGUGAUCCUGCCUAUGAUAUGCCAUCAUAGCUGAGCAGCCUGACAGGAAUGCUCACUAAUUAUAAGCAAGUGCCAGAGUGUAGUGUGUAGUGAGGCCCCAUCCCCUCACCCCUCUAGGCAGCUCUGCAAGUGAAAGGAACCAGUCAUGGUCACAUUCUAGGACAGGUUGCUGGUGGUCAUUUUAAAUCAUUCCCGGAAAACAUUUUUAAGAGCAGUCUACAGAAUGACAAUAUUAUUUAUGUUUGUACUCAGUGGCAGAGGUGAAUAUGUGAUUCAAUCAAAAUUGUUAUAAGGGAACUACACCCAUGAACAUACAUUUUUAACUUUGGUGUUUGUGGCAUCCUCUUUCACUGGUACACAUUCCUAAAUUAAAGGGUUUUCCAAGAGUAUAAAAUUGAUGACCUGUCCUUAGGAUAGGACAUCAAUAACUGAUCGGUGGGUUCCGAUAUCUGGCACCGCCGCCACCUCUGAUCGCCAGUUUGAAAUGGCCAUGAAUCUUCGGGUAUGUGCUGCAACCUCUCCACAGCAAACCAAGCCCGGUGCCAUACAUUGUACAGUGACCAUGCUUGGUACUGCAGCUCAGGCCCAUUCACUUGAAUGGGACUGAGCAGCACAUGGCCCAUGUGACCUAUGAACGUUAAGUCACCGGCCUAGGAAAAGGCUGCAGCACUAACCUGAGUGGAUUCUUCAAAUAGCUGAUUGGUGCCAGGAGUUGGAACCACCACCAAUCAGAUUGGUAUUGAUGACCUAACUGAGCCAAUAUUCACAAAUAUUAUACUCCUGGAAAAC
Bufo bufo (common toad) is the source of this 3381-nucleotide messenger RNA. It is a transcript of the gene DHH, whose product is annotated as desert hedgehog signaling molecule. The coding region runs from base 363 to 1553 and encodes 396 amino acids. The transcript is spliced from 3 exons. The record is from RefSeq and is a predicted model, not a curated record. Gene Ontology annotation, biological process: protein autoprocessing; smoothened signaling pathway; cell-cell signaling. Gene Ontology annotation, molecular function: calcium ion binding; patched binding. NCBI's taxonomy places the organism in Eukaryota, Metazoa, Chordata, Amphibia, Anura, Bufonidae.